Molecule: messenger RNA, 3990 nt
Organism: Aspergillus affinis
Lineage: Eukaryota; Fungi; Ascomycota; Eurotiomycetes; Eurotiales; Aspergillaceae
Exons: 4
Coding region: 1-3990 (1329 amino acids)
Biological process (GO): DNA integration
Molecular function (GO): nucleic acid binding
Source: RefSeq, a predicted model, not a curated record
AUGUUGGAACGCCACUCUGCCGCGAAGGUCUCAGUCACCUUGAGAACAAGGGAUGACUGGCAGAGUUGGAUUGAAGACAUAAAAUCGAUUGCCUUAUUAGGCAAAGUAUGGGGAUAUAUUGAUCCUAGCAAGGCAGAGGCUGAGCUAGAACAAAUCCCUAAGGAACCGCAGAUUCCUGCAGAUACAGCAACAUCUGCAGAGAUUAAGGUAUUUGAGAUCAAAUACAACCGAUACCAACGAAUUGAACGUGGAGUCGCUGCGAUCAGCGAAGCUAUCCACAAUUCAAUAAGUGUUUCGUUGAAGCACUUUUACAUCAACAACCGGGAGUCACCGUACAAGCUUACCGAAUUCGAAAGCGCUUAUUAUGGAAUGAAACACCAUGAUCUUCCUGAAGCGCAGGAUAUGUAUGUGAUCAGAGACUUCCUAGGUGCAGUUAUGAAAACUUCAAAGGAAUGGGUCAUGAUCAGACGAAACCUAUUGCAUCAGUCAGAAUAUAAGAGCCAAACGAUUACGGAUACGAUAGCAGUUUACCGAGAGUAUCUAUCAGAUGAAGUACUCUAUCAAGAUACCAAUCUGAAUGUUGCAUUCGCUGCCAAUCCAACGCUUCAAGGAACCGGGAUUCCGGAUCAGUCAAACCAAUCGAAUCAAUCGAAUCAAUCGAACCAGUCAAAUACAACAAAAUUUGUACCAAAUUGCGCAUGUGGCAAGAAACACUUCUUCAAAGAAUGCCCGUACGUGGUCAAAUCAUUGCGAAAGGCAGGCUUCGUGGAAGAUCCAGAAAUCAGGACGAAAUUCGAUGAUAUCCUGAGGACCCCAGGUGGAAGAAACAACAUGUUGAAAAAAGCAAUGGAACUGAAUAAGCAAGCUGGAGAGGAACAUGCCAUGGCUGCUAUAUCGGUAGGAUUCUCUGCAACGGAGAUUUCGCUGAAGGAUAGUUUUAUCCUAGAUUCGGGUGCCUCAGUGCAUAUUUGCAAUGACAAAGCAAGGUUCAAGCAGUUGAAGCAGGAGCCAGGGGGCUAUCUGCGUGCUGGUGACACUACCGUGCCAAUUGAGGCAGGAAAUGCAGAUAGGUGGCACAAGCGAUACAGUCACCUAAAUCAUGAAGCUAUUCGACAUCUGCCGAAAGCUGUUGAGGGUAUUCAAAUCGAUGAUUUUGAAGCACCCAAGGACUGCGAAACAUGCAGAUAUUCAAACGCUCCACGUCAGAUUUCUCGAAGACCAGCAACCCGAGCAACUCGACCAUUUGAGAGGGUUCAUUUUGACCUUAUCGAGUAUAAUAUGGCAUGGAACGGAGACCGUUGGUGUACGCACUUUUAUGAUGAAUUUACCCAUAUGCAUUUUGCAUACACACAUGCAAAGAAAAAUGGCUGUGUAGAUGCUGCAGUGCAUCUAGUCUCUUUGAUUGAACGCCAGUUCAAGAUGAAAGUGCAAUUUUACAAGUCAGAUAAUGAACAGACCCUUGGAAGAGACUUUUAUACUUUUACUGACUUAGAAGGUAUCAUUCAUGAGACAUCUGUGGUUACGACACCCGAGCAGAACGGCCCUGCAGAACGCUCAGGGGGUGUUUUAAUCUCGCGAGCAAGGCAUAUAACGAUCGAGGCAAGGUUACCACUUGAUAUGUGGCCAGUUUCGGUAAACGCAGCAGCAUAUAUACUGAAUCGAAUGCCGACAAAGACAUUAGGAUGGAAAACGCCGUUCGAGAAGGCCACUGGGAAACGUCCCAAUAUGGCAAACCUGUAUACGUUUGGCUGCAGAGCCUACGUACGAGAUCAGUCAUUGAAUCAGAAAAACAAGACACUGAAAACGAAACCGCGAGCGCUAGGGGGCUACUUAGUCGGAUAUAAAGCCUCAAACAUAUGGCUUAUCUGGAUCCCAAGCAAGCAACGAAUCGAAGCAGCGAGGGAUGUUAUAUUUGAUGAAUCAAAGCUUUAUGAUCCGAAUCAACCAUUCUUGGAGGAUGAGAUUGCGGAGGAAUCGCCAUUUCCACCAAUUGAAACGACCGAAAUCAACCGACAUGAUGAAUGGGAACCGUUGGAGGUUAGGGAUGAAGUUGAAAUGAUACCCGAGAGGGUGGCCAAUGAUUCUGCCGUAGAGAGCGGUCAGAUUUCAGCCAAUCAAAAUGCUCAGAGCUGUCAGAAUAAGGUUAGGUCACCUGGCCAAGUCCCACAACCUUAUCUUACCCCGGAAUCAACUCCAGCUUCAAUGCCAGGAUCAUGGGAUUUUGACACUACAACAGAUCAGGCAGAUCGAACAGAUCAGGAUCGAACAGAUCAAGCAGAUCGAACAGAUUCACUAAACCAGUGGUUGCUUCAAUCGCUCGAAGAAGCUACGCAAGCAGCUACAGAAGGAGAUAUUGAUCGCGAUACUACUCCGACGCCAGUAUCACGCUCAGGGGGUGGAAUCCAGGAAUCUCAACCUCCUGAAGCAGCUGUACGGCCAAUCAGAAGACGGAAUCGAGAAGGAUUAGAUCAAUCAUUGAUUAUUGAAGGCAAACGUGAACGUCGAGCAAAUCGAGAUUCGAACUAUAAAUAUGGAAGCUUUGUACAAGCUAUCAAACUGCCUGAAGCAUCAGAGAAUGCUCUUCACGCAGCAUUUACUGCAGUCUUAAACAGACAAAUUUAUCGAUCUGAAUUACCCCCACCACCGCGAAAUUGGAAUGAAUUGCUCAAGCAUCCAUUGAAGGAUGAUUUCAUCCUUGCUGCAAGCAAGGAACAUGCAGGAUUAAAGCAGAAAGAUACUUUUAAAGUUGUCAAUAUCAGUGAAGCUGCAGAUCAAGAGAUUUUGCCAGUUAUAUGGGUAUUUACCUAUAAAUUCGACGAAAAUGGCAACUAUCUCAAGGCUAAGGCACGAAUUUGUGUACGAGGAGAUCUUCAGGCACGAUCAACAGAGGAAAAUCGUGCAGGAACAGCUUCCGCGAGGAUCUUCAGAACUUUAAUGGCUUUAGUUGCUGCAUUUGAUCUUGAUACAGACCAAAAAGAUGCAGUUAAUGCAUUUUUGAACGCCUUUUUGGAUCAGGUGAAAGAGCUAUCCGCAAUGCUUCAAGAAUAUGGACUUGAAUCUAUCCCUGAGGAAGAGUGUCUCUUUAUAAGUGCCAACUUACUAGUCCUUUUCUACGUGGAUGAUAUUAUUAUCAUCAAUCGGCCUACUCCAGAAGCCCGCGCAGAGGCAAAACGAUUCAAAAUUGCCCUAGCGGCUCGCUAUGAGCUAAGACACAUGGGAGAAGUUGCAUGGUUUCUGAACAUUCGAGUUAUUCGAGAUCGACCGAAUAAGAAGCUAUGGCUUUGUCAAGAUGCUUAUAUGGAGCAAAUGGCUGCGAAAUUUCACCUUAACGACUUGACUAGAUGGCCUGAAACGCCUUUACGUACGAAUAUCGAACUACUUCUCAAUGAAGAGCAAGCUACACCAGGUCGAAUCCAUGAAUAUCAGCAGAAAACUGGUUCCGCUCUAUUUCCAACCAUUAUUACUAGGCCUGAUGCAGCCCUAGCAGUCAACGAACUAUCGAGAUUCUCAAAGAACCCUUCGCCGACUCAUAUAGAGGCAAUCAAUCGAGUUAUUGCUUAUCUCUAUGACACCCGCUAUCUAGCACUUGAGUUCAGCGCCAGCGAGCAUGCAGACGAGGUCUACAUUACUGCAAGUGAUGCUUCAUUUGCUAAUAAUGAAGAUAGGAAGAGUACUGGAGGAUAUCUCUGCAAGCUAUUUGGAGGUCCAAUUGAAUGGAAAUCGGGCAAACAACGCGCAGUCACUACGUCAACUACUGAAACAGAAUAUGUGGCACUUGCAGAAGCUGCUAAAGCAACAUAUUGGUGGCGCAGAGUCUUCAAAUCAUUGGAGUUUGACCCAGGUCAUUCGUUUGCUAUCUAUUGUGACAACAGGCAGACCAUUGAUCUGCUUACCAAGGAUACUGCACAACGGAGCAAGUUACGCCAUGUUAAUAUUAACAGAUCAUGGCUUCGACAAGAGGUUCAAGAAGGGAGACUUCAAGUCAAAUAG